Corythoichthys intestinalis (scribbled pipefish) is the source of this 1567-nucleotide messenger RNA. RefSeq names its product ephrin-B2a-like. Gene Ontology annotation, biological process: blood vessel morphogenesis; ephrin receptor signaling pathway; axon guidance. Gene Ontology annotation, cellular component: plasma membrane. Gene Ontology annotation, molecular function: ephrin receptor binding. Bases 186 to 1175 code for a protein of 329 amino acids. NCBI's taxonomy places the organism in Eukaryota, Metazoa, Chordata, Actinopteri, Syngnathiformes, Syngnathidae. The transcript has 5 exons. The record is from RefSeq and is a predicted model, not a curated record.
CGGAACGUUUUCUCUCCAGUUAUCCCCAAUGUGGAAAGCUUCAUGAAUUUGGGACUGGAAUUUAAUGGCACCUCGCCGCGGGAUGCACCUGAAGGCACCACACGCACGCAUGCACAGGCAAGGCACGUUGACCUGCCCCCACUGCGUGUUAUGAUAGCGAGCCAACGCGUGGGUUUUGUCCCGUGAUGGGGGUAAGAAUCACAUGGAACUACGGUGGUGUCACCCUGCUGGCCGUCAUCAUGAGCUCGUGUAGGGCCAUCACUUUGGACUCCAUCCUCUGGAGCAGCGCCAACACUAACUUUACUCCAAGUGGAGGUCUGGUCCUUUACCCUCAGAUUGGAGACAAGAUGGACAUAGUCUGUCCAAGGGCAGACACCUCUAAAGGGGAAAAGGAGGAGUUCUAUCGAGUCUAUCUAGUCUCCCGAAGUCAGAUGGAGAGCUGCACAAUAGACAAGACAGACACACCCCUACUGAACUGUGACAAGCCGCACCGGGACGUCAAGUUUACUUUCAAGUUCCAAGAGUUCAGCCCCAACCUUUGGGGGCUGGAAUUCCUCAAAGGAAAGGAUUAUUACAUCACUUCAACAUCUACAGGAUCUCUGCAAAAUCUGGACAACACUAAUGGAGGCGUGUGCAGGACCAAGUCCAUGAAGCUGGUGCUGAGAGUUGGGCAAAGUUCCUCAGAUCCUCGAUCAACACUUCAGGAGUCCCCAACCAGAUUUCCACCUUCACAACCAAAACCGAAAGGAAAGGAGACAUCUAAAGAAAAUGAUGUCAAGAACAAAACCUACGCAGGCUCAGAAGCAGGGCAGCUCAACCCCGGUGGCAGUGGCGGCUCACAGCCAGGACUGUUGAUAUGGGUUGUCUCGGCCUGUGUGAUCCUCCUCCUCCUCAUCAUCAUCCCGUCGGCCGUACUGUGGAAGUGCCGUCGCUGUGUCCCAGAUAGGCAGCAGUCUGCGUCUGUGUCCCUCAACACUUUAGCUGUGCCAAAGCGGGACAGCAUCAGCAGCGACAACAUGGGCUCAGACCGUAGCGAGGUCGUCUUUCCUCUGCAGACCUCUGACACUAGACUGUGCCGACACUUUGAGCGUGUGAGCGGCGAAUAUGGACCUCCUGUAUACAUUGUUAAGGAGAUAACGCCUCAGAGCCCCACCAACAUUUACUAUAAAGUUUAAUUUGGGUUACUUGCAACGCUGUUUUUUCACUUGCCUAUGAGAACAUUGGAACAAUAGCUUGUCUUAUAUGAAUUGGACUUUUUGUGACGAGACAAUCACAGAGAAACAUCCAAGGACAUUUAUGCGAUACUGAUGUCACACAUUUAGUAAAUAAAUUAUUUGACUAUUCUGAUUUCCACUUGCGACUGUUUUCAGUAUAUAUUUUGGGACUUGUAGUUAAUGUAAUCUUGUAAUUUUGUAAAUGUACAGUAUUUAAUUGUUUGAUUUUUUUCUAAAUUGAAUCUGAUGUUGUACCCAACAUUGUUGAAACACAUUCCACUACAUUAAACAUCUCUGUAUUUAUUUUCUAGAACUUUCAAAAUUGUAUGAGUGCGUUAAUAGUGAAAUAAAAU